AACCAUCGUAUCUUUCUCAUCUCAAUGAAGAGGGAGAGAGGGAGAGAGAGAGGAGGGGAAGGACCUGCUCGUGCGUGUGUUUUUUCUUAAACUAGUUGACACUAGCAAGAGGAGACGGCGGCAUCCUCUGUCCCGCAUCACCUCCAGAAUUUCUUGCGUUAUGCUGUAAACAGACCUUCACGUGAACGCACGAGGAUCCGCAUCCCGAAACCAACCUGUUCCGUCGUUUUUUUUUCACGUGUUCCCUCCAAUGCUUUGACAUCUGGAAUGUGCUGUUUUCUUGCAAGCGUUGUUUCCAUGCCAGCAUGGGAACUGCAGUGUCCAAAAGGAAGAAUCUGAGAAAUGAUGCGAUUUCUUCGGUGGCAGCCAAAGUUAGAGCAGCUCGUGCAUUCGGAGAGUACCUUCACACCCAUCCUGAGAAUCGCAACGGAUCAGAUCACUUACUGUCUGACACCCUCGUUGGCCACGACUCUGACUCCCCAGACAGCCUGUGCACUCAGAACAACAACUUCCACAGCUGCACCCUCCAGGGCUCCGCCGUCGGCGCCGACCCCAGCUUGAUCAACCCCGCCCUGGGCCUUCUGGAACCGCCACCUCCCACGACUUCCUCCAAGAGCCGGCUGUCCCUAGAGCGCAGCUUUUCGGCAGAGGAGGACCAGCAGAAGUGUGUGGAGUGCGCUCUCCAGCCUGCUCGGGUCUACACCAUCACUGGAGAGAGCGGCAUGCUGGGAACCAGCCGGGGAAGCAAGGAGAACCUGGAGCUCGAGGUCUUGAAAGGAGCGCAGGAGGCAGCGCUCGCCCAGCCCUCUACAUCCUCCAAUUCGUCUUCUCCGACCCAGCACCACCACCACCGUGGAAGUGGCAGCGGAAGCGGAAGUGGAAGUGGAUCCGGAAACCAUCAUCACGGCAACCAUCAUCACGGCAACCACCAUCAUGGCAACGCCAGCGGAGGUGGAAGCAGCGGAACCAGCGGAUCAAACCCCCACCAGCACAUCUCAGGCGCGGGAACGUCGCACCAUCACCACGGGGUGCCCCAUCACCACCACCACCUUUCCCAGCCUCUGCAGAGCUCGGUCAGCGCACAUAACAUCCGCGGCUGGGGGGAGGGAAAGGAAUGCGGUCUGGCGUGCGAGGCCUGUCCCGGGGCUCCCUCGCGCAGCCAGGGCUCCCUGGACCUGGAAAGCAGCACCCGAGAGGCAGGCAAGCAGCGCCGGCCACCACUAGAGCGGAUGUGCAGUGUGGACCGCGUGACUGGGCUGGAGCGAGAAGAUAACAGUUGGUUACCUAAAGAAAACAUGUUCAGCUUUCAGACUGCUACAACGACCAUGCAGGCGAUUUCAAAUUUCCGGAAGCAUUUAAGAAUGGUGGGCAGCAGAAGAAUGAAAGCACAAACAUUUGCAGAGCGCAGGACGAAGAGUUUCAACCGAUCCUGGAGCGAUCCGACCCCUGUCAAACAAGACUCCCUAAACGACUCAAAAGACAGCGGGGAUCUGCAGCCGACCUGCGGUACUCCAGAGGAGGGCGGGUGUGAAGACAUGGACUGGGAGGAGGAGAGAGAGAUGGAGAAGCUGGCGUGUGAGGGAGAUGAUUUUAUCCCUCCCAAAAUUAUGUUGAUCUCAUCUAAAGUUCCUAAAGCAGAAUAUGUUCCCAACAUAAUUCGAAGGGACGAUCCAUCUAUUAUACCCAUACUCUAUGAUCAUGAGCAUGCCACGUUUGAUGAUAUUUUGGAGGAAAUUGAGAAGAGAUUGACAGCCUACAGGAGGGGCAGUAAGAUCUGGCGCAUGCUGAUCUUCUGUCAGGUGAGAGAAAAACGAAGCCAACAGACAAAAAUGACAAGAAAUGAGAGUGGAGGCCCGGGGCACCUGUAUCUUCUGAAGAAUAAAGUGGCCACUUUUGCAAAGGUCGAGAAAGAGGAAGACAUGAGCCAGUUUUGGAAACGUCUGAGCCGGUUUAUGAGUAAAGUGAAUCCAGAGCCUAACCUGAUCCACAUCAUGGGUUGUUAUGUCCUGGGCAAUCCUAAUGGAGAGAAGCUGUUCCAGAAACUGAAGAACCUGAUGAGGCCUUAUUCUGUCACGUUUGAGUCACCGCUGGAGCUCUCCGCUCAGGGCAAAGAGAUGAUUGAGAUGUACUUUGACUUCCGUCUGUUUCGACUUUGGAAAACGCGGCAGCACUCAAAACUCCUGGACUAUGAAGAUCUCUUGUGACCCAGUGCGGGUCAGUGUGCACGUAGCAUUGCGGGCAGGACGUCCCACUGUAAAACUCCAUUCCACCAGCUUUCAUUUUGGAGUACAGGAGGAAGAGCAGUGGAGAUGGACACAGCCACUUCGCUGCCAUCGCUGCGUCUCGAGUAUUGUUUAUUUCAGCUCACCUCUGUGGACUGCGGCCACCUCAGAACGGUAACACACAAGAAGUGGUUCAAAACACAAGGGAAAUGCGGAUGUGUGGUGUUUUUGUUCUCUAAUGGAGAAAAGAGAAGAUGUUUCUCAGAACUUGUUGACAGUCUAUCGACUGCUUUUGUUUUUAAACUAACAUAUCGCCGACUUAUUGAUCACUAGCCGAGACCGUUGUGCUUACAAGUGUCACGCCGAAAAUUUACCUACCAGAACACAAAAAUGGUCCUAUAUGAAAUAACAACUAAUAUAUCGGUAUACAUACAGGAUAUACAUCUCAUGAGUAUAUAGAGUAGCUAUAGUCACGCAAAUAAUCUAAAUGUCAAUGGUACACAAUUUACUUUUUCAAUGUUUAUUGUCGUGGUCUUUCUAAUGAACUAUUUUGAAUAACUCAGGUUUUAGGCUUUACGGAUAUAUUAAUUACUCCCCUAUCCAGAUGUGUGGAAGUCAUUUAGAUGGAAAGAAUGUUCAUUCUGUCGACAUACUUCGUAGAUUUAGUAAUCUAUCAUCACGUUUUGCUUUCGGCACAACUCCCUUCACCGAAAAACAUUACAAAACCAUACACGGUCCACAAACUGGGAAAUCGUGACUUCCAGUCAUAUAAUAAUAGAAACACUGACCUCAAUAUAGCCAGACAUCUACGCCAGGUGCACCUGAAGCGUCAGCAGGAACAUAGCAGACGUUACAGAAAUGCUCAAAAAAAACCCCGCUUUUGUCAAUGUGUUCAUAACAAUUAGGCUGUUUUCACACUUGGUUUGAACCUGUCUGUCUUUAAACAUAGUAUUUGUAUUUGGCUUCAAGUGGCAGUAUAUUUGCAUCUUUUAUCAAAAAAGGGAGUGCACUUUUUUUACUUAAUUGUUUGGGUUUAGUCUCUAAUUUUAACCUUGGCACUUUGAUCUGUACUAAAUAUACAGCAAACGUUUUAGUAAAAAAAAAAAAAAAGAAAUUAAAAUUUUAUUCAGCAAGGAUUGAUUAACUUGAUCAAAAGACUGGAAUAGUGGCUGCUAAAAUUUCAGCUUUGCUUCACAAGAAAAAAUGACAUUUUAAUAUAUAUUGAAAUAGAAAAAACUUAAAUUGUAAUAAUAUUUCACAAUAUUGCUGUUUUUACUGUAUUUUUAAUCAAAUGAAUGCAGUCUUAAAUCCGUAAAUCUAACUAACCCCAAACAUUUGAAUGUUAGUGCCAUCAGUACCUUCUGGCAACCACAAAAAAGGCUGGAUUACUUUUAUAAUAACUGUGAAUCACGCUCGACUCCACACGAACCCUUGUUUUCGUGAUACCAGAAGCCGAUUUCACUAAAUGGAUUUGGGUUCACAUCAUAAGCUUUAGUGUGAAAACAGCCUCUCUCUAUUAAGUCUAAAGCCGUUGGAGUUGUGGGUCAUGAAAAGGCGUUAUUCUGAAGGUCAUUGUUGCCUUUUGGGGUAGGAUGGUAUUUGAUGGCCGUAUAUGGAUAAUAGAACCGUUUAGAGCGCUCUAUGGCAGCUUGCAGGUGUAAACUCUAUGCAUUCUUCUUCUUCUUCCAUUAGUAGCUUUCAAAGGUUUUGAGCAACUCGGGAGUUGUUUCUCAUGUGAAUGUUCUAAUGUACUCAGCUAAUAAGCCAUACCCUCUUUAGCAAGCUGCUCAGACUGAUGGCUCUUUGAUGUGGAUGGCUUCAGGCACUCAUGAAGAACAUCCAGCUGGUUGAACGAUGGUUGAACGAUCUUCUCUUAUGCUAACUGGCUACUCCUUUAGUGUUGUUCAGGAAAUCUUUAACUUAAUUGAUAGACAGAAUGAGGUCUUGCCCCAUGGAAAUUAGUGAAGUAUGCUGUACCAAGCCAUCUUAUGAGAGAGAAAGAAACUCCAACAACAUGCUAAUAGAAUGCUAAGUAACCUACCUUGCCAAGAUGUGCAUCAACUGGGAAUGCAUCCAUUUGAUACAUUAGAUUUAGAGAUAAUUAAAUGGGGUUUAAUAUUAAAACUCCCUCCCUUAAUUAAAUUUAUGGUGCACAACUAAAACUAAGGUUUAUUUCCCAGAAAAAUGUAAACACUGUGGUAAAAUCCAUUGGCUUGAGUUAGGGGACAGGACUUAUCAGUACGGAAAGAAAAAAGUAUUAAUACUAUGUGUGUGGCUACCGAGAACAGCUUGGUUACCAACAUUCUUCAAUAUAUGAAUAAAGAAAAUAAUGCAGGUUUUGAACAAUAUAAGGAUGAUUUAAUUUACGAUUUCUAAGACGUCUGAUAAACAGUUAUCAAAAAGCAUUGUUUAUUAAAACACUAAAAAAUGUAAAUUUAUUUUUAAUGUAUUUUUUUAAGGUAAACUACACAAUACAUACUGCCGCUAUCAACAAUACAAAUUACAAUAUUGUUACAUCCCUGGUUGUCGACUUGCGUUCAUGUAUGGUACAUUUUUUUAUCACAAAUGCAUAAAAAAAAUAACGCGACAAGGAACAUUUUAGCAACAUAUUCAUCUAUUAAAACUAAAAACGCACUAAAACGCCCACUUUGAAUGGACAUCUUGGCAAUGUACAUGUAACUUCCAAGAAAUUUAGCCACGCAUUCCUCAUUUUAAAGGUACAAAAAGUGAUCCAAUAUGGCAAACAUACACAAAAGCUAGUGAGGUAAAGCUUUAAUCAGCCUGCAGAGAUGCACUGGAAGUGUCUGGAUAUAGAAUACAGUAGGGUUGUGCUAUCUCUUUAGCCUAGCUGACACGCUGCUUCCCCUAAAGGGCUGCACCCUGGCCAGAAAAUAGGUUGUAAAUGAAUUGGACCUGAUCCUCUAGCAAUUCCAGUCAUUAUGGGGCCAUCUGUGACUCACAGUAGGCAUCAGAGAGCCUGGCAUGUCAGAGGGAAAGAGAGAAUCUACAAUCACUAUACUACAGACGGCAACAUCGCGCUAUAGCGGGAACAUUUGGUGGCAAGAGCGAAUGUUAUGUCGGGACGUCCAGUAUGAACAGAAUGCAUCAAAUGGAGGGCACUUGUAUCACUAAAAUCGCUUAUUACAACUGUUCUGUACAAAUGUUUGCACAUUUAUUCAUUUACUUUUGAAUAGUGUUUUAAAGCUGUUUGUCAAUGUAGCAAUAUAUGUAAUUCCUAUAUGAUGUAAAUGUUAAUGUUUUGAGCUUUUUACUAAUUUAUUAUAUUUAUUAUAUAUUUAUUCUAUUUAUUUUGUACUUGUGCUGGACAGUAAUGGCUGUUUGUGCAGAGCCUUCUUUUUUUGUUGAGGAAGAAUCUUGAUUCUUCAUUCUACACAAAGCUUUGGCAAUGUCUGAGGAAUCCACUUUAUAAAUUGAUUAUUUUUUUCUGAUUAGCCUCAAGAAAUGUUUUCCGGUAAUACUUUUUUUUUACUUUAUAAUACUUAACCCGUAACACUAAUGCAUUAGGCACAAUAAACAACAUAUUUUUUACGAAUCAGUGUUAGUUUAAUGUUAUAUACAUUAUAUUUUAUUUUUGAUUUAAAAGCUGCUAUUUUUACUUUUUUAUUUUAAUUUAGCUUUUGCUAUUUAUUUUUUUGUGUAAUUAGUUUAGUGUUUUAAGUUAUCAAACAAAUUAUACGUAUUAUACUUCGGAAUAGCAGAAUUUUUAUUUUAAUUGACAAUGAGAACUCUUUAUUCUAGCUUAAUUUUAUUUAUUAAUUUAAAUAUAUAUUUUUGUUCAUUUUAACGCAUAAUUAUAUACAUUAAUAAUAUACGAACAAUGAUAAUUAAUUGUUUAAUGUUUAUUUAUCCGAAUGAAAAUGUUUCAAAUAUAUUUGUAGAAGUUAACAUUAACUUUGAUUAAUACCUGCUGUAAAUGUUGUUUAUUUUUAGCGCUUUAAACCCAUGCAUUAACAUUUAUGUUAAGAAAUUAAACCUUAUUGUAAAGUCUUACUGAUCUCACUUGCCAAUUUGCCUGUACUUGAUACAAACAGAGACAAUUUAUAGAAAGCUGACAAGUUCGGCUCCUGCCCAAAUGUCAUCGAUAACCCGACCCCUAACCCCUAGUCCCAAAGAUUCGGCGGUAGAGGUUGAUUCUAAACCAGCUAACCAACAGAAUGUGCAUAUGUUUGUUGAAAGCGUCUGAUGUGCAUGAAUGGGCGGUUUCAGCUGUCACUCUACAUGAUCAGAAGAUUGCCUCAGCUUUAACAGUGUUUAGCCAUCUAAUGUAUUCCCUUUGUUGUUGGGCCUGAACUAAUUAUGUGUAAAAAAUGUAUUAAAGGAGCGGUGCUGUAA
Puntigrus tetrazona (Sumatra barb) is the source of this 6575-nucleotide messenger RNA. It is a transcript of the gene nsmfa, whose product is annotated as NMDA receptor synaptonuclear signaling and neuronal migration factor a. Gene Ontology annotation, cellular component: cytoplasm; nucleus. Bases 306 to 2204 code for a protein of 632 amino acids. The transcript is spliced from 15 exons. Gene Ontology annotation, biological process: regulation of neuronal synaptic plasticity; positive regulation of neuron migration. NCBI's taxonomy places the organism in Eukaryota, Metazoa, Chordata, Actinopteri, Cypriniformes, Cyprinidae. The record is from RefSeq and is a predicted model, not a curated record.